AUGUUGGAGUCAGUUGUUGAGCGGCUGCUAAGCCGCUACCUGGCUCCUUACGUGCAGGGCAUCAGCAAGGAAAAAUUGUCUGUGGCCGUGUGGAGCGGCAACGUUGAGCUGACAGAAUUGUAUGUAAAGCCAGAGGUCUCUGACCUACUAGGCAUUCCUUUCAAGCUUGCCUGGGGCCGCAUAGGGAAAAUUACCCUCAAGAUUCCUUGGGCUAGCUUGGGCUCAUCUCCCGUAUGUGUGGACAUCCAAGAUGUGUAUUUAAUGCUCGAGCCAAAACCCAUUCCCCGGCAGGCGGACGCAGAACUGCAGCAGCAACUCAGACUUACCAAAAUGCAGCAAAUAGAAGCUUGUGAGGGUCAACUCCAGGAAGUUCGGCAGCAGUUGCAGCAGCAGCUGCAGCAGCAGCAGCAGCAGCCGGGGAAAGACGCCGAGGGAGGUUUCUUCUUUCGCCUCGCUAAUAAGGUACUCAGUACGUUGCAGGUCAGCAUCAAAGGUAUUCACCUUGCUCUUGUAGAUCACGGGAGGGGAUUCAAAGCGGGAAUACUGCUGGAAUGCAUGUCUCUGCACAACACUGAUGAAACAUGGACACGCCAAGACCAGCAACAGCAGCAACAGCAGAACUUUUACAAGGCUUGCGAGCUGACAGGCCUAGCCGCAUAUUGCGCGCUGGACCAGAAAAAGGUAGCGGCAGCAGCAGCAGCAAGGGACACCUCGGCAACCGAGCUCGAGGAAGAGUCGGAAGUGGAUGCAGAGCUACACCUCGGAAGUCCUCAGACCUUUUCUAAGGGGCCUCAAGUAGGAGCGUCUCCUGGAUCUGCCUCAGAAGAAGGGAAAGGCAGAAGCAGCUCUCCAGAGGAGGCUCACGCUGUCAGCACAGAGCUGCAUGACGAAGAGCUCCAAGGCAGGUCAACGGAGACCCCAGCAACACAGACAGAAAAGAAGGCAACCGAAAGUGGGAGCCCCGCAAGAACUUCUUCCUUCUCUUUUGAAAGCCCUGUUGCCUCUGGCGCACCUUCGAGAGAACAGUCACGGCAGUGGCAUCGCCAGUCCCCCGCGUCCUUAGGCGGGACAGGAACGUCAAGUGCACGGGCAGCGGCGGCUGCAACGGGAAGAGCAACAGGAACCGAGGGCAGAAAGACAGGACGCUGCAGGUAUAUCCUGAAGCCCCUCCAUGUGCGCUUGACAAUAGCUCAUGCAGCAGCAAAGCACGAGUUCUCUGCUCGGCUGGAGGUCUUGAAGGAGAGCCAUGGAGUGGCCAUAGGGAAGGCUCAGUUAGCAGCUUUGCUGCAGCUACUGCAUGAAGCCGGAGCUCGGCGAAAACGCUGCGAGAGACUGCUGCUGCGGGAGGCGCACACAGUGUGCCUUGCUCCUGAGGACCUGGAAGGGAAUGGAAAGACUCAGCGGGAGUUUACUGCGCUGUAUGGACGCCAGGUUCAGGUGGAGGCAGGGGUCAAGGGCGUACAGCCAUUGACAGCGAAAGAGGAGAGACGUUUGCAGGUGCUUUAUGACGUUGUGGGGGUUCGCCAUCUAGCGAAAUGGCGGAGCAUUUGUAGAGAAGCAACAAACCGAGUCCUAGAAGAGACACAAAAGGUGCACGAAUUGAGACACCCCAAACCCCCGCCAAGGAGAUGGUGGCAGUGGACCGCAGGGCGGGUUCAGCCGCAGCAGCAAGAUGAACAGCAAGAGGGAGACGAACAACCGCUCAUAACUCAGGAGGACAUACAACUGAUCAUGGACUCUGUGCAGAAGGACGAGAUUCUGCAGGGUAUGGAUCUGCCCUCAAAGUACCAUCUAAGUUUUGAUUUGUUACAGUUUCGGGUGUCUCUGGAAGAUGACGAAGAUGAAGAAGGCGUGUAUAGAGAAGACAGUGAAUCUCAGAUACCCCUACAGAGGCCCUCAGAUCUCCCAGAUGAGUUCCCGCUGCCCCCACGGGAAUGCACGGCGCUUUCACCUGCUAUAGAAGCAGCAGGAGCGGAACAAAUACCAGCAGAGAACCUAACAACGGAGACAGUAGCACCAGGGACGGCUGAAGGGAAUUUUUCAUCUUUUAUCUCUGUGUCUCUUCGUGGCCUUCGCGCCUCCUUAGACUGCUGCAACCGUCAAGAUUAUUCAGGAGAAGACAACGCAGAGUGGGCUUUCUCUUUUUCUCUGGCAGAUUUCACAAUCUGCCAGAAGAAGCACGCUCUCGUGCACUUCCGCAGCGAAGGAGACAGCAGUAGCAGCACUAGCAGCCCCUACGGCAGAACGCGCGUGGGUAUAUUCGGAGAGACAGGAAAACUGAUGCAGCUGCCAUCAGCAAUAUUGCGUGCGUCUCCCAACUCUCUAGCAGCAGCUAGGUUUGUGCUGCAGCACCAGCUCACCCCUCGGGGGAAUAUCCUCUGUGUGUCUAUCCAUUUGGCCCCUGUUGUGGCAUCUGUGCGCCCGGACCUCCUGAAGACACUUUGCGCCUUCUUUGUUUUUGACACCCCAGACGACGUCAGGCGCUUAGAGAGCGCUGAGUCUUCUAGCUCUUCAACAGCUGUGCCCAGAGUUCCCUCAAGUGAGCCUGCUGAGAGCACAGCAGCCGCUGGCUCUUCAGAUAGCGAGGCGCCAGAGCAGCUGCAGCGGGACCUCGGUGCAAUGCGUGCGCGAGAGUUCGUGGAGGGGCUGCGAGAGAAGGGAGAGACAGUGUAUGCUGCUGCCGUGCAUCGCCUGCCGGCGUUGCUGCAGCUUGAACUUAAUAUUGCUGCUCCAAUUUUCCACUUCGACUCGCUGGCCGCGGGCAGUGUGUCUGUGCAUCUGGGGACAUUGGCGCUGAAGACCGAUGGACCCUGCCCGUACGACUCUCUGCGGGCCAUGGUAGACCUCAAUGAGACGCGGCUACUGUGCACUCCUAAAGAUGCCCGCGAGGUGUCUCUGCUGCGUCCUAUCCCGAUCCACAUGCAUUUACAAGUUGAAAAAUUGUGCCAGAUAAAACUGGACGUUUCGUUUGAACAUAUAUACGUUGAGGCUACGCCAGAGGCAGUCGCCCUCCUGCUUGCGGUCCCCGCUUCACUGGCCAAGUCCGUCAUGCACCCAUCUCUUCCGCCAAACGCUCUUGCAGCUUCAGUUGCAGCUUCGGCUGCUGCUUCUGCACCAGCCGCUGUUGGUGGGGUUGAGGAGGCUGCGAAACAUGGCAGCCGAGUCCCCUCUGCAGCUGGAACGGCUUUACAGACAAUCAAAGAGAUUCCAGCAGCGCUGCGAGCUGCACCAGCCUCCCCUGACGACGAUAACAGGAGCAGCAGCAGCAGCAGCGACAGCUGUAAUGGCAGAAGUUUUGUCCUUGAGUCCACGUGGCGGUUUAGGCAGUGCGGAUUUAUUGUUCACAGCAGCAGUGGUACAAACGAGAAGGGGGUGCUGAAGGCCCAGAUUUCAGAUUUGGAGGUAGAGGUUGGGGCUGACUCUGGAGAAGGAACCUGCAGUGUGACUGCAGCGCUAAGAGAUGCCUUUGUUUCUGACCCCUCCACGGACUCGCUGCUCUUCCAGUCGCUUGACCAGCAGGCGUCGAGUGCCGCCAUCUCCCCACAGCCGUCUGUGUCCAUAGAGCAGUAUAGGAGUGCGCUGUCUCACGCUGACACGCUAGGACAGCAGGCUGAGGCUUUCCACGACGCCUUAGAUGAGCCACUGGAUGAACCUGAAGGAGGAGCUGGGAGCGUACGUAGCCUGCGACUGUCUCUUAAGUACAGCAAGGAAGGUAGCCCACAAACAAAAGUCGCCCUGGUUGUGCUUCCGGCGGAGUUCCACUGGAGACAACAGUCUCUUCUUCAAAUUAUCCAGACUGCACAGUUGUACAAACAGCAGCUGCACCAGCAACUCUCCGCCGCAGCAGAAACCUUCACCCGACCUCCGUUUUUAUCAGACGCGGCGUUCGCAGCUCUGCACGACGCUCUCCAAGCCAUGCAAAAUUCACUCGCCCGCGGUGACGGCAGCGACCAGGCAAAGCUCGCUUCCUCAUCAUCUCCUACCGCCAGUGGAAACAGCAGCAGCACCGGCUGCAGCAGUUCAGGUGACGGAAAUAUCAACGGAGUUCCUUGGAUGCGCACGGGUAUGGAGGUUGGAGGCGAGAUGCCCCCUUUAGCUGCUCUCUCAGACAUCAACGUGCAGCACGGGAACGAACCUUCAACCCUUAGGAGUAGCAGCAGUAGGAGCGAGAUGGCCUGUUUACCCGUAUCUCUUUCGCUGGAUUUGACUGUUCAAGGAGCAGCCGUGUCUUUUUGGGAAGGCCGCUCUGUCUGCUGUCGCGUUGGAGUCAGAGACGUCUGCGCCCUCGUGACUGCCUACCCCAACGGGGACAGCGAGACGCUCCUCUCAAUCAGACAUGCAGCAGUAAUCCUUAAUGGCCGUUGUGUUGUAGCCCCCAGAGAGCACCAGGAGCAGCUAGAGCAACAAAUAGGACAGGACGUGGAGGAGGAGAAGAUGCAGCCGGUUCUUGUGUCACUAAAGAUACGACAGUACGGGGGUGGGCACCCUGUAACGGGCCAUCCUCUUCCAUUCUCAGUUUGCGUUUCAGGUCGUGUGAAUCAGAUGUGUUUAGUGUACAUACACCAGGACAUUCAGGCCAUCAUAAAUUACUUGGAAGACGGCAUAUUUGAUCUGUUCAUUUCUAAGUCGUACGAAGCAGUCAAACAAGCCACCACAGGCUCUCGCUCUCUCUUCGCGCUCCACAUUGACUGCCCACUCUUUUUUGUACCUGAAAACAAGGCAGCGAUUCCUGCACUGCAGCAACAACAGCUGCAAGAGAAACAGGAGCAGUCUCCCCGUCCAGAGAGUGAAGCUGAGUCGGUCGCUCUUGCUGUGGCGCCAGCUAAAGUUGAACUGCGUGGUCUUGGCCGAUUUUUUGUCUUUAGCGCUGGCAUUCUGCAAGUCAGUAAUGCUUAUACCCCUGUGGCUGCCAGCCCUGGUCAGGAGUGCCCCCAAGGCGGAGGCCACCGGCGUGACUCAGGCAAACACAACGGAGGAACCAGCUUGUCAGCACGGUCUGGCCAACAGGGUGAGGCCAGCGCCGUCAGCACAAGCAGCACAAGCCAAGUGCAGAAGCGGGAGCCUCGUGACGUCGCAGCAACACCAGCACAGGACGAUGUAGCGUUCAAUUUGAAACUAGACUUCUCAGGCAUGCAGCUGAGCGCAAGAGACAAUGUGGAUAAGCCCCUGCGGGGCCCCGAAGCUGGUGGGGAUUCUGUUAACGAGAUGACUUCGAUCGAGGGGAAAGUCUUAGAGACAGCCAUCGUGAGUGUACGGCUGCAAGCAGCAGGGCGUGUCUCUGUGGUGGUCGAGACUUCACCCUGGUUGUUGCAUCUUUCUAGGGAGCAGCUCACGCUCCUCCUUGAUGUGCUUAACGAGAACCUUACCGGACAAGGAUACUCUAGUGCUCCUACUACAACGGCAGUGGGCAGCAGCAGCCAAAUCAGCGAAAAAGGGAGCGACGAGGCUGAGAAGGCGCUAGAGGCCACGUCGAUGGAAGAUCUGUCGCCUGUUCUUCGAGUAGAUGUGCGCCUGUGUAUCCCUAAGCUGCUGCUUGAGACGUCGGUGGGGCCCCACACUCCGCUGGCUCUGCUGACAGUACACCGCAUUGCUGUCAUUGCUGAUGCUACCACUUCAGCAGACGCGGGCACGCAGUUCCACCUGCAGGUUACAGGGGAUGUCUUUGCUGUAGACGACUUGCGGCCGAACACGGUUAACUACUACCGCAGGCUGGCUCAUUGCACAGGAGGAGUGUCCGGAGACUUCCAAGGGGGCUCACGAGAGUCUCCGGGGACUUCUGAUGGAGGAGAUAUAGAGGGAAGUGAACGCAAUAACGAUAGUGCUAUGGAUGGAGAUGAAAGCUGCCGCCCUGCAGUGUCCCUACAUAUGAGCUCCGGAGGAGGAAGUGGAGUGAUUGAAGUAGAGCUGAGAGAUGUCACUUUAUAUGCACUUGUCGUUGGUUUCACCGACUUGGGCAAAUAUUUCUCUUAUGCGUACGCAUGCAGCACCAUGAAACGGUACCCGAAACCACAAGCCCCGCUCUUGGUGGAGCGGCAGCAGAAAGAACAGAAGAGGCAGAAGCAACAAGAUCAGCAAGCAAGCUCUGCACGCAGCUCGCCUCUAGGACCGCGCACAGUUUCAAGAACCUUUGAGAAGAAAGGACCGACAGCAACCCAGCCGGCAGAGUCUCAGCCAUAUCGGCGCAGCAGCAGCAAUUCCAGCAGUGACAACAGUAGCAGCAGCACGAUGAUAAGCCUGCGCGUGUUCAAUGGGCAGUUUGUGGUGUUCUCGGACCUGGAAAGUCCCACCGCCCCUUUGAUUGUGUGGAGCGGGGACUUCUUUGUGUCUCUGAUUUCUGGAGGCGCUGCUAUUAGCUUGCAGCAGCUAGAGAUACAGAGCAGCAAGGUCUCCCGGCUAGAGGCAGCGCCUGGUGAAGGUGAGUUUGCUGUUAGUAGUAGCAGCAGCAGCAUUAGAUGCAUGUCAUACGAGUACGCUAGGGUCUCCUCCUUCGGUACUGGGCAGUUGUUCCGUACAACACAACCACAACAGCUAACAAACACUGCAGAGGAAGGCGGCCAGCAGCAGCUAACAGGCUCGGCAUCUCUUGCGGGCCGCGUUGGGCACGAUCGCCAGGAGCAGCGAGGACAGCAGGAUAGGUAUGGAGAGGAGUGUUUGCUGGUCGGGAAGUGGCCCGAUGCUAGCCGGCUCAUUCCCUCCAUGCUGCCUGAGGGGGCAGUGCUGCUAUGUGAGAGCUUGUCAGCUCGCGGGAAAGGCAUUUUCUUUGCGGCUGCAACAGAUGCAGAGCUACAGCAGCAUCAAGGAGACUCCGAGGAGGACGAGGCAGAUAGUGACGCAGAUGAGACUGAUGAUGUCGCAGAGACAACCCGCACCCAGCUCCCAGGGCAGUCUCGGAUGUCUGCCAUGCAGAGAGCAUUUUCAGGGGCUGCAGCUGCCGCGACAGCUGCUGCUGCUGCGGCUGCUGCCGAGGCGCCACGCGCCCUCACGACGCGACAUAGCGUGUAUCUCAGCGGAGUUACUGUCCCUGUGGGGGCUGAAAGAGCGGCAAAACGGCUUGCAACGCUGACAACGAAAGUGCGAAUGCAGCUUGUCGUACCCAAAUUCUUCCUUCGUGUUAGCAGCAACGACAUUGCGCUGCUGCUGAGCGCUCUGCGUGGCGUCAACUCUGAUGGACCAACAGUUGCUCUCUUCCCAACUGAGAUGAACCCUUCAGGAGCAGCACCAGCGCCUGCAGCAAAACAGCAAGCUGACACUGUGCCAUCCAGUGAACAGCAGUCAAGCGGUAGCCUUCCGCAACAACAACAGCGGCAACAGCAGCAGCCGGAAAAGCUCCAGGCACGACAGCGCGAGGAGCAGCAGCAAGAAAACCAGUUGGAAGUUGCUCAGGACGUUCGGGUGGUUGUACAGUUGGACGGUGUUGAUCUGCUGCUUUUGGAUGAUUUGCGAGCAUCGGUUGUUCCACUGGUGCAGGCACACUUGUCUGUGAGUCAGUUGAAGGGUCGGAUUUCUCGACAGCGCCUUGUGGUGUCCUUGACAGACAUGCACUGCGGUUUCAGCUUUCUUAACGUAAAAAGUGGAACUUGGGACCCCUUCAUAGAACAGCUGACCCUGACUGCAGUGUACAGACGGGACCUAAAACUGGAGAACAGGCUGCAACAGCAGCACCAGCAACGGCUAAGGGGUAACAGCACAAGCGGUAGUACCGCUGCAGCAGUAGCAGCUGCCGGGGGUGUCGCUGCAGCGGACCAGUGGACAAAUUCGAAGGCGGCGAGGGCACUGCUAAUCAGCAGCUACAGCCCGUUUUUGUUGAAUCUUACGCCUCAGCUCUGUCGGCUGUUGUCUUGGUUUGUCCCUUACUUACUACAGCACAUCCAGCAGGGGCCCUCAAAGGGCCCUUCGUCUACCCCUGCCUCGCGAACCGCGAGUGUGGUGCUGGGCCCCGAUACCACUAAGUCAGGCUCCCCGUCUGCUUUGGCAGCAGACGCCGGGGGAGAUCGAAAACAAUCUGCAACAGUAUCGCCUUCAGAAAGGUCUGCCAUCGCUACUGCAGCUCGGGGGUAUGCAGCAGAUGCCGCUGCUGCUGUUGCUGCAGCGCAGCAGCUCCAAGCCAGCGGAGCCCCGUUCAGGUACCUCAACCUCACAGGAGAGUGUUUGUACGCUUUCACGCUUGUUUCCGAGCAGCAGCAAAACGAAAAACAGCAGCAGCCUGGGCAGCAGCAGCAGCAGCAGCAGGGACAGCAGCAGGAUGCAGACGAGGACGAGGAGAGAGAGACAACAGGCGCGGUGAUGGUGCUUCAGGUAGGGGGCUCAAUGUCUCUGCCACUGGAGGCCCUCAUGGAGGGUCGCACAGCUGAAUCGUCGCGGAGCGCCCACAUAAGGCAGAGAGUGUUCCUCGCGUUUUGUCCCCCGAUUUCGGUAGUACAGCAAGUGGCAGAGGUGCUGCCCAAGGUCUCGUAUGCAGAUAUUCUGCGCAGUCUUCUCUGCACCAGAGAUACGGCGAAGACCAUUGACGAGCUUCUUGGUACAGAUGAGACGCAGCCUGCUAUUGCUGAUACAUCUCCUGGAACUGUUCCCGCUACGAAGACUCCUGCCCAACAGCAACAACAGCUGAGGAGAAAGUGCGUGGGGCCUUUCCCUCAUGGAAUGCGGGCAGUGUUGGUAGAGGCGAUGAAAAGCUACAGCGUAACUCUGAUGCUGCCCAACUGUGAGCAGCUGCAACAACAGCAGGCGCCUCAGCGUACGGGAAGGCCUGCGAACUUGCUGGAUGAGACGAAGCAAAUGUUAAAGUCUGCUCUGCAUGGGGCGGCGGUUGGAGAUACGAAGCUGCCUGAAAGCAACCCAAUGGCGACACGCACCUUGACUUCCCCGGCGAAGCAACAGCAGCAACUUUCACAGAGCACUACUGGAGCCCUUGAGUCUUCGGGAGCUGCACGAGGAGGUACAGCGCCGAAGCAUUCCUCUUUGCUUGAUCUGGGAAAGUCCCUGUUGCACGUUGGAGAUGCGUCCCCCAGGAGGGCCAGCCGAGGGGAAUGCGAGCUUGUAGGUCAGGUGCUCAGCCCCCACCCCUCCUACAAGCUGCUGCUGCUUACCUCUACAUUGAUUCUGCAUAAUCGCAGUGGUAUGCCUCUGGAAAUCUGUUUUCUGGACAAGGGAAGACGACCUAUGCUGCUGCCAAUGGCAGCAACUGCAGCAGCACCGCUCAGCGUGCUUCAGGACCAGCCCGAUACACAGCCAGGCGACACGCAGAGCUUCAAGGAGGUACUUUCACUUGAUCCUCAGCUACAGCAGAUACCCCAGUGGAUGCUAGAAAGGCAAGAGCACCAGCAAGAGCAGCUCAUGCAGGAGUUGUUAUCGCAGCAAGAACUGCUCCGUCUGCUGCAACGUGCAACCGACAAAAGUGUGGCAAGUUAUCCCAGCGGCCGCAAAAUAUCUGUUGAAGCGACUCGAAGCCGAAGGCUUGGCGGCCCAGGGUGGUCGCCCCUAGCGUUCCAGCAGCAAGAGCAGCAGACGAACAAGUAUGCAUACACAUUUCUGCUGCCAAACCAGCACUUCAUGUCAGUGCCCCAAGACGCGAUCUUGGGGUCUGGAUGGGCCCUCGUGUGUUUCCGCCCUGCAGCAUUCGCUGCAGACAACAGGGAAUCGGAGAAGGGAGAGGCCUUCCCUUCUCCACCUGACAUGGUGCCCUAUUCGGGCUGGUCUGAAUGUAUAGACACCCGGAACCGAAGUAUCGGCCAACAUAGUGCACAGUGUGCCUACGUGCCACCUGAAGAGCGCGGCUCUACCGCUGCAGCAGUACUUGCAACGAAAGAUGCAGCAACUGCUGCUUCACUUAUAAAGCGCGAGAAGGUCCUCUUUUUCCAUUUGUUGCAAGAAGAUCACAAGACAGCCUUUCCAGCAGAACGGAUGCUGCGGACCCUCACAGUUUUCCCCUCUCUGACACUCAUAAAUACGACAUUGACGGAGUUGGAUGUUUGCGUCCUGCCUCCCACGUUGGGUGGCUCAGGGGCCCAGCCAGCGUCCACGGCUUUGCCCCACAGGAGGCCUCCCGCAGCGUCAGCAGUGCAGCGGCUGCAGGACCUGCAACAACGCCCCGUCCUCCAAGCUACGUUGACCCGGCAGUCUGUUUUUUAUGUUUAUGAGGUCCCUCCAAGCCUCCACCUGUCACUAUGGCUGCGAUUUACAAUACUUGACGGGGCGCAGUGGUCGCCAAUGCUCCCAAACUUCCUUGCGCCAGGGGACGGUGUCGUCUCACGCAUACUGCUGCCAUCGGUGAAUAUGGCCCCAGUGGAGCUAGAGGUGCUGCAGGACGCAGCCGAAGUGGUCCCGUAUCUCCCACUCCUCAGCCCCAAACAGCUCGUAGCCGUCAUAUCGGCCCCCCGCCUGUUUGUUGACAGGACAGGCCUCAACAUCAAGCCCAUACACGGCGGAAGAUACUCUCCAGACUUUGGAGGCUAUUCUCUCUUAGGCGAUUCCACGACACCUGAAUUGUCGCUUUUCAUGGUUCCACGUGGAUCAGAGCCCGUGGAAUGUCGAGUGGACGUCCCUGCAUUGCACGGCUUCACUCAGGCGGAGAUGGCCGCCCCCUCUCGACUGUAUACCUUGCGGUUGAAGACCGAUCAGCUCAGCAUGUCUCAGACAGCAGGCGCGCUUUGUCGCGUGGUGUCUUUGGUGCCAGAGUUUCUGCUGACAAAUUGUCUUACUCUGCCACUGUACUUUAAGCAGGACCAAACCCAAGGGCCCAUAUUUGAGGUGCAUCCGGGAGAAACACACGCAAUUUUUUGGCCGCGUGAAGAUCUGCCUAAGCGUUUGCAAUUCGUCGUGGGUCGCGGCAAAGUGUGGGGAUGGUCAGGGCCUGUUGAGGCCAGUGAGGAGACAGCUGGGAGGACGUGGGUGGCCCUUCCCACGGUCGGCAGCAAAGGGGAGCAGACAGAAGUGUACGCCGUAGAUGUGGCGCCUGAGGGGGGCGUGAAGGGGAUCGCUAUACGGGGCCCAGACACACCAGGAGCAUUCGUUGUAAGAAACAACUGCUCCAUAGUGCAGCGCGUCAUGGUCCACACCUUCCACGCUGAAAUGAACAGCAGCAGCAGCAGCAGCAGCAGGCAACAGCCAAGGCCUUCAGAGGCGGACUGUCACUUUUUUGCUCAUGAAGGGCAGUCGGUGGUCUACGGGUGGCCGUUUCCCUUCAUCCACAAAUCCAGACCGUGUCAAGUGCUUCUGUGGCUGGAUAGCAAGACUGUGGCACCCCGAAAGCCAAUACUAUUUGACAUGGCGAACCCCCAGUACAAACGUUACGAAGUGAGUUUAGGCCUUCCAGGGGUGCCGGAUAUAAUUGUGGCUUCUGGAAAGAGAGGCGACGACACGCUUAUUACUGUCCAAUCUAAAGACAGCCCAACCUUUUCCAAGCAACUCACGCUCGCACCUCAAGCCCCACAAGGACAAACGCCGCAGCUAGACGUGACAGUUGAAACCUCAUUCACGAGCCUUGACGUAGCCGUGAAGAUACAAGAGGUUGCGGUUUCGCUGAUAUGCGACCGUCUGGCGGAGGAGCUGUGCUACGCGAGCCUGUCCCAGCUGGCAGUGGGGCUGCAGCAGAGAGGGGACAAGCAAAAGGUCGUCUUAAGAAUUGAAAAGGUUCAAAUAGACAAUCAAAUGGAAAGCGGGAAGAAGCCGGUGGUUCUUGCAAACAGAGGAGGCAGAGAUGCCAGCAACACAGACCCACAGAGUUCCCAGGGCGUUCUGAAGGUUCCCACACCUUUCUUGACUAUAUUUAUGGUGCGUUUGAAUUCGGGGAGUCGAGACGUAGUUUUGAAAAGGGCUCUGGUGGAGAUAGACGACCUUGAAAUCGACAUAGAUGCGGACAUGCUCAACGGGCUUAAUGACUUCCUUUGGUCGUGCAUAAUAGCGUUUGGGUUGGCUGAUGCUGCCUCCCGGCGUGCAGUGUCGUUGGAGGAGCUGCAGGUGUGGGGCUGUGAACCAUUAGUACGCAGUUACGAGCCCCCGCCGCUUCCUACGAUUCUGUCUCUUGAAUCCUUGGUAAUUUCCCGAUUUAGAGUUUACUGUUGGUGCUCCUUCGUCCUCGACAAAAUGCACAUGAUGUCAGACCUGCUGAAAUUAGGCCUGCGCAUUCUCAUGGCUUCCGGAAGACUUGAACUCACUGGGGCGCGGCUGAGCUUCAGCCAGGAGGAGUUUCGUUACCUUCGCGGCACCGUGGCUUCCUUCAUGUCUUGUCUCCAAGAACGCUACACAUACCACCUGCUGUCUUCUCUCUUCUCCUCCCUAGGGCAGUCUUCACUGCUAAAUCUGCCGCGCAUGCCGUACGAAUUUGGGCGCAACACCAUUGGUCUAGCAGCCAAUGCCGUGGACAGUGUCUCUGCAGGUCUGGGUUCCUUGCUGUCGACCUUUACCUUUGACUCCAACUACAUCAGCAAGCGGCGACAAGAGAGGGGCCGCGGGGCAUCUGGCGUACGCGAGGGCUUUCUCUCGGCAGGCAGGAACAUCGGCGAGGGGGUUUGGGCCCUGUCUAGCAUUGUCACGAAGCCCAUAGAGGGCGCUCAAAAAGAGGGAGUGGGAGGGUUCUUGAAGGGAAUAGGCAAGGGACUGGUGGGCUCCCUUGUGAAGCCCCUUGAUAGAGUAGGCCAGGCCGUCUCAGAUGUCACCAGAGGAAUACACGCGGAGGUCAGCAAGCCUAUGGGCGCACUCAAGCUCAUCAAUAAACGACUCAGGAAUCCACGUAUGAUUGGCGAACAGGGACAAGUUCGCCCAUAUGAUGAGACGGAAGCACAACUGCGACAGAGUCUUGGCCUGGCCGUACUGCGUCCCAUGCAGAAAUGCAUGACGGUACUCGAGCAGGACACUCCACAGCGCUGCCACUUGGCAGUUCUGUUCUACCCACAGGACAUAUUCCUAGUGGACUUAAAAGGGGGACUGCAGGGGACCCAGCAGGGAACUUCCCGUCGGGGAAGCAGCGCAGGCGAUGAGGCUGGUGGCCAAGUGCACGUUCUGUGGCAUGUGAGCGUGGCAGACAUACGGGAAGUAAAGGCUGGGAGUCAUGGAGUGAUCGUGAGGACAUCUCAGAGCUCCUCAGGAGCCCAGCCGCAGACCGAAGCAGGCCUUGGAAGGGCCUCAACGCUAGGGAUAAUGGCUAAGACUCAGGCAGGUAGACGGAGCACCCAACCUUCAGUAACUACAGGGGCGCAGAGAGACAUCAUGCAAACUUUUCAUAUCCCCUGUGCAAAUGCAGCACUCGCCAAUGAGGUUUACAGGGAACUACUUGAAACGCAGAGAGGCAGCGCGACUAUUGUGGAGCUCGGGGCAAAUAGACGCGCAGCGGAACUGACUUGA
Molecule: messenger RNA, 13338 nt
Organism: Eimeria tenella
Lineage: Eukaryota; Apicomplexa; Conoidasida; Eucoccidiorida; Eimeriidae
Product: Vacuolar protein sorting-associated protein 13C isoform 2B, related
Exons: 19
Coding region: 1-13338 (4445 amino acids)
Biological process (GO): protein targeting to vacuole; protein retention in Golgi apparatus
Cellular component (GO): extrinsic component of membrane
Source: RefSeq, a predicted model, not a curated record